Molecule: messenger RNA, 2960 nt
Organism: Camponotus floridanus (Florida carpenter ant)
Lineage: Eukaryota; Metazoa; Arthropoda; Insecta; Hymenoptera; Formicidae
Product: GATA-binding factor A-like
Exons: 6
Coding region: 762-1988 (408 amino acids)
Biological process (GO): positive regulation of transcription by RNA polymerase II; negative regulation of transcription by RNA polymerase II; cell fate commitment
Molecular function (GO): DNA-binding transcription factor activity, RNA polymerase II-specific; RNA polymerase II cis-regulatory region sequence-specific DNA binding; zinc ion binding
Source: RefSeq, a predicted model, not a curated record
GAUUAUUCUAAAAAAAGAGAGAAAGAGAGUUUGAAAGAAGAUUCAGAUUAUUUCCAAUCAUAUAUCGUGCUCAUCGAAAAAUAUUAUUUGUAAACUCUCAAAAUUUCUGAUAAAUAUAUUGAACAUUUCCCGCUAAUAAUGAGAUAAAGUGCUCGAGAUAAGAGCCUGCUGGGUGAAAGAAGUGUCUUCUUCCGGAAAUAAGAAAAUAUCUAGAACCUAUCUAGGACCUAUCUAGAAUAGAUAAUGAAACUUGACAGACAGUUUACGGUGUUUUAGUGCGGGUGAUGUGUCAACGAAUCUUUUCCGAAUUCUAACGUUUCGGUCCUUGAUUGACUCAAAAAUAAGUUACGCGAGUAAUUGAUAUAAAAUCAUCAGCUGAUCGUAAUUGAUUGAAAUAUUUCGCGGAUGUUGGUUUCGACAAAAAUCGCGAUCAAAGUUUCAAGCAACAUGGAACAAACUGAUUACAAAUCGCCGAGUGUCUUCGCGUACAACAAUUGAUGUAAUCGAGGCACGUAUAAAUCUUUGUCUACGAAAGAAGAAAUUAAUUAGCGAAGCGCACAGGAAGGAAGAAGACAGUGAAAAGUGACGCGGUUUCGUACUCUAUUAAAUUAUUUACGCAGUGCCGAAAAGAGAAGACUGUAUAAAAUUACAUGUUUGUCCUGCCACCAACACAUUUUCGGGCCAAAUAAAUUUCUAUAAGAGAAUGUCAAGCGCUGACUGAUAACACCAGAUGCCGCGGUGGUAGCUCUCGGUGGGAGAGGAUGUUCCACGGGGGCGGAAGUAGCGGGUACGGCGCAAGUUCCGAUUACCAACAGUCUCAGCAGCAACAGCAGCAACAGCACGGCCAACAACUCCAGGCGCCCGUCUACGUCCCUUCGUCGAGGCCGGCGAUCCCGUCCACGGCGGCGCAAUAUCACUCCUUCCCCACUUCGCCCUCGCCUGCAUGGGAGAAGACGGCGUCCUGGCAGCACGGGGUGGAAACAUACGCGGCGCAUCACGCGCUCGCCGGCCACGCGAGCGGCACCGCGGCGGCGAUGGGUCCGCACGCUGGCCCGGGUCAUCCGCACGCGGGGCACCCGCACGCGGCUCAUCCACACUCGACCCUCGCCGCGGCCGCGCCCUUUUACGCGCAGAACGUCGCGAUGAUGUCCUCGUGGCGCGCCUACGACGGCGCCGGUUUCCAGCGCGCCUCGCCUUAUGACACCGCGAUGGACUUUCAAUUCGGCGAGGGUCGCGAAUGCGUGAAUUGCGGGGCGAUAUCGACGCCGCUCUGGCGAAGGGACGGAACUGGCCAUUAUCUCUGCAACGCAUGCGGACUUUAUCACAAGAUGAAUGGCAUGAACAGGCCGCUCAUCAAACCCUCGAAACGCCUGAUGUCGGAAUUUCAGACGGCGACGAGGCGACUCGGGCUGUGCUGCACCAACUGCGGCACCCGCACUACCACGUUGUGGAGGCGCAACAACGACGGCGAGCCGGUGUGCAACGCCUGCGGGUUAUACUUCAAAUUGCACGGGGUCAAUAGGCCGCUGGCGAUGCGAAAGGACGGUAUACAGACGAGGAAGAGGAAGCCGAAAAAGACCCCAGAGCCGAACGCCAGAUCGUCUGCGGGGGAUCACGAAACCACCACCUCGACGACAUCAUCUCCUUCUACAGACUUAAAGAGCAAUCAGCAACAGCAACAGCAACAGCAGCAGCAGCAACAUCAAAUCGAAGCGUCAAAAUCGUCGGGCUCGUCGAUAUCGACCGACAGACCUGUUUAUCUUGGUCAUACUUCUCUUCUCGCCACCGGAAAUGUACCUGCUGUGAAAACGGAACCGCGAAGCUGCGACGGCGUCGUUGGCCAACCAUAUUCAUCUUACUAUCAGCAUCCGCAUCAACUCGCGACCACGAGCGAACAUCAGCAGCAGAGCUAUUACGCCACCCAGGAGACGUCCUAUCAUCAUCAGCAUCACGUCACUACUGCAGCGAAAUUACUCGCGUCCUCGUAAUUGUUUAGCGAUCAAAGUCCACUCGCUAUAUAGCUUUGCCUCCGAUGGCAAAUAAAUUGGAACGACGAAGAGGAAACUUCCUCGCGGAUUAGGUAUUCGCUAAGAAGCUUACGAAGUUUGAGGUAGUGAAUCUAAGAAUGAAGAUUGAUUAGAAUGAUCUGACUAAUCUAUUGAGAAAGAGAGUGACAAAGUUAACGAUUGAAACGGAAGGAUUCUUCUACGAUACACAGGACACUAGUCAGUGACGCGCAAAUUGUCUUAAAAUUAAAAAAGUGAUAAAAUUUGAAACAUGAUGUGAACAUGGGAGGAGAAUAUAUUAGUUCUCGAAAAAGUAUACAUCUCUAUAAAAUUUUUCGAGAAAGUGAUUACAUCAUGCGCAAAAAUCUACGUAGACACUAAUGCCGAGGAUUCGAGGAGAGAUGAAAUAUCAUCGAUGAUGUGUCUUAAAGAUUUCGAUUCUAAGCGUGUUAACAGACACGAUCAGUCCUAAUGAGGAGGAGAAUUGGAUCUCUAGUCAAUGACAGGGAUUAUAAAAAAAAUUAUUUGAGAAACGACGCAUUUUAAAAAUCACUCCACGCUAAUUUAACUAUAAUAACUGCUAGUACGAGACGCAGCACAUUUCCAUAUUUAACUAUGCGCUUUUUGCGUUCAUUCAUAAUACCCGAUACACGUGUAAAUAUAGCCGAGUUAUAAUAAAAUAAUAUAAUUAGUGCGAGAGAGUGCUUCCUGACAAAGGCGCAAAGAUAUACUUAUAAGAAAAACGACAGAUUAUCGGCAAAUGCUCAUGUGCAAUGUGAAUAGAGAUAUGAUAUUUCUGCAUUUAAAGAAUGAGACAUCGUGUGUUUCUCGUAUACGAUUAUUUUUUUCAGUUUUCUAAUCAAACAAUAGUAUAUUUCGAUUUAUAUUAACGAUUAUAAAUGAAAAAGAUGCUUCCAUUGUUUAAAUGUUGAAAUAAUUUUUUUUUACUUACGC